Molecule: messenger RNA, 5117 nt
Organism: Miniopterus natalensis
Lineage: Eukaryota; Metazoa; Chordata; Mammalia; Chiroptera; Miniopteridae
Gene: ZBTB11
Product: zinc finger and BTB domain containing 11
Biological process (GO): regulation of gene expression
Cellular component (GO): nucleus
Molecular function (GO): protein binding
Source: RefSeq, a predicted model, not a curated record
GCAGCAGCCAUUUUGUCAGUCGCAAGCGGAUCCCGCGCGCUGGAGAAGUGCAGUUCCCCCUAGUUACCAACUCGUUAGUUCUCCCUUCGCGCUGCGGGCGCGGUCGAGGAGCACUCACCACAGGCACAGCCGGUCCUCCCUGCAGUGUCGCCGCAGCUGUAACACCCGCCCGGAGCCAGUGCCGCUGUCUUCCUCCCUCGCCACUGACAGGCGCCCUCAGGGAGCCCGGGUCAGCGAUGUCAAGCGAGGAGAGCUACCGGGCCAUACUGCGCUACCUGACGAACGAGUGCGAACCGUACGCGCCGGGCACAGAGGGCAAUGUCAAGCGUAAAAUCCGCAAGGCCGCCGCGUGCUACGUGGUGCGCGACGGGACCUUGUACUACCAGCGGCGGCAGCGGCACCGCAAGACCUUCGCGGAGCUGGAGGUGGUGCUGCAGCCGGAGCGACGCUGGGGGCUCAUCGAGGCCGCGCACCUGGGCCCGGGCGGCACUCACCACACCCAGCAUCAGACCUGGCACGACUUGUCCAAGACGUACUGGUGGCGAGGUAUAUUAAAGCAAGUCAAAGAUUAUAUUAAACAGUGUAGCAAAUGCCAGGAGAAACUAGAUCGCUCCCGUCCAAUAUCAGAUACUUCAGAAAUGUUGGAAGAAUUGGGACUAGACCUUGAAUCUGGAGAAGAAAGUAAUGAAUCAGAGGAUGACCUGAGCAACUUUACUUCAACUCCAGCUACAGCCUCCAAACCUGCAAAAAAGAAGCCAAUAUCUAAACAUGAACUUGUCUUUGUUGACACCAAAGGAGUGGUGAAACGUUCUUCUCCAAAACAUUGUCAGGCUGUCUUAAAACAGCUGAAUGAACAGAGACUCUCCAACCAGUUCUGUGAUGUUACUUUGUUAAUUGAAGGAGAAGAGUACAAAGCUCAUAAAUCUGUUUUGUCAGCUAAUAGUGAAUAUUUUCGAGAUCUUUUUAUUGAGAAAGGAGCUAUUUCCAGUCAUGAGGCAGUAGUGGAUCUUUCUGGUUUCUGUAAAGCAAGCUUCCUUCCUUUACUGGAAUUUGCCUAUACUUCUGUGCUAAGUUUUGAUUUCUGUAGCAUGGCUGAUGUAGCCAUCUUGGCUCGGCAUCUUUUCAUGUCAGAAGUUUUAGAAAUCUGUGAAAGUGUACAUAAACUAAUGGAAGAGAAGCAGCUAACAGUAUAUAAGAAGGGUGAAGUACAAACAGUUGCAUCUACCCAGGACUUACCAGAACAAAAUGGACGGACAGUGCCUCCUGUGGUUAACAAUGAGGGAACUACCACAACUUUAUCUACUGAACUUGGGGAUUGUGAAAUUGUACUACUGGUGAAUGGAGAAUUGCCAGAAGCUGAGCAGAAUGGAGAGGCCAAACAACAGCCUGAGCCCCAGGUUUCUUCAGAGGCUGAAGCUACUCUGUCACCUUCACCUAUAGGCUGUGUAACUGAUUCUCAUCCUGAAAUGGAAUCUGUUGGUUUAGUAACAAAAAACAACCAGACAGAACUAGAAACUUUAAACAGCGGAGAAGAUAGCACAGUUUCUAAUAUUUGUCCUAAACUUUCCAAAGAGAAUGUAAUCAGUGGCUCGCCAGAAAACAGUGAUGUGGGAAAUGAUACAUCAAAUGAGGAUAUCUGUGAUGAAGACAUUCCAGAGCAUAGGCAGAACCUUGGCCAAUCUUUAAAAGAUCAGGAAAAUCUAGUUGCAAAGAAAGACCUCAGCCCUGAUGAUGAUACUUAUAGAAGCAGGCUUCGACAGCGUUCUAUUAAUGAAGGGGGAUAUAUUCGACUACACAAAGGAAUGGAGAAAAAGCUGCAGAAACGGAAAGCCAUUCCCAAGUCAGCAGUUCAACAGGUAGCCCAGAAAUUAGUUCAAAGAGGAAAAAAGAUGAAACAGCCAAAAAGGGAUGCUAAAGAGAAUACUGAAGAAGAGGCAUCUCAUAAAUGUGGGGAAUGUGGAAUGGUUUUUCAGAGAAGAUACACACUUAUAAUGCACACACUGAAACAUGAAAGAUCUAGAGAUUACAAAUGCCCGCUGUGUAAAAAACAGUUUCAGUACAGUGCCUCCUUGAGAGCACACCUUAUCCGACAUACCAGAAAAGUUGCACCCACCUCAUCGUCUUCCAAUUCCACAUCUAAUGAGGCAUCAGGAACAUCGUCUGAGAAGGGCAGAACCAAACGUGAAUUUAUAUGUUCCAUAUGUGGAAGGACAUUACCUAAAUUAUAUUCUCUUCGAAUACAUAUGUUAAAGCACACUGGUGUAAAGCCACAUGCAUGCCAGGUCUGUGGAAAGACUUUCAUCUACAAGCAUGGUCUAAAAUUGCACCAGAGUCUCCAUCAAUCACAAAAGCAGUUCCAAUGUGAACUAUGUGUUAAGUCAUUUGUUACCAAACGGAGUCUUCAAGAACAUAUGAGUAUUCACACAGGAGAGUCCAAGUACCAUUGCUCAGUUUGUGGAAAGUCUUUUCACAGGGGCUCUGGACUCAGCAAGCACCUAAAGAAACACCAGCCAAAGCCUGAGGUUCGAGGCUAUCAUUGUACUCAAUGUGAAAAAAGUUUCUUUGAAGCUAGAGAUCUUCGUCAGCACAUGAACAAACAUCUUGGUGUGAAGCCAUUCCAGUGCCAAUAUUGUGAUAAGUGCUAUAGUUGGAAGAAAGAUUGGUAUUCCCAUGUGAAGUCUCAUUCUGUCACUGAGCCUUACAGAUGUAAUAUAUGUGGCAAAGAAUUUUAUGAAAAAGCAUUGUUCAGAAGGCAUGUAAAAAAAGCCACCCAUGGGAAAAAAGGAAGAGCAAAGCAAAACCUGGAACGGGUUUGUGAACGAUGUGGAAGGAAAUUCACUCAACUGAGAGAGUACAGGAGACACAUGAACAAUCAUGAAGGAGUUAAGCCAUUUGAGUGCUUAACAUGUGGAGUAGCCUGGGCUGAUGCCCGAUCUCUAAAACGCCACGUCAGAACACAUACUGGUGAACGGCCCUAUGUUUGUCCUGUGUGCAGUGAAGCCUACAUAGAUGCUCGAACACUCCGAAAACAUAUGACUAAAUUCCACAGAGAUUAUGUGCCUUGCAAAAUUAUGCUGGAAAAAGAUACUCUUCAGUUUCAUAACCAAGGAACUCAAGUGGAGCAUGCUGUUAGCAUCUUAACAGCAGACAUGCAUGAACAGGAAAGCAGUGGUCCUCAAGAACUUGAGACUGUGGUAGUGACAGGAGAAACUAUGGAAGCUCUUGAAGCCGUUGCAGCUACUGAAGAGUAUCCAUCUGUAUCUACACUUUCUGACCAAAGUAUUAUGCAAGUGGUUAAUUAUGUGUUGGCACAACAGCAAGGACAGAAGUUAUCUGAAGUUGCAGAAGCUAUUCAAACUGUUGAAGUAGAGGUGGCACAUAUUUCAGAAGCAGAAUGAAUAUAGUAAUGGAGAUUUUUUAAAGUGACAUCUCACGUAUACUGAACUCACAGAACGUUUGUUUACAAUACUUUGUGACUCUCCGCCUAGACUUUGUAUGUGAAGACUCUAGGCUGUUUGAUGAUGUUUUAGCAUUUCUGAAUGGUUUGUUUGGCUAAAGUCCAUUUACUGUAAAGAAGUUGGAAACAUCUGUUUAAUGGUUUAUCAUGGUAUACUUUUUAUGAAUUAAUAUUUGUAAAGGACUGCACUAAAUGAAAAACUGUACAGUUUCAUUUGCAUUUUGACAUAUACUUUGAGUUUAAAGGCUGCAGCAGUCAGCUUUUCUUCUCUUUUAUUCUCAAAAUAUAGAAGUUUUGUGAUUUCAUUUGCCCUUUUUAUAGAUUUAAAAAAAUUGUUAAUAUAAAGCAUUUUAGUAGGGUGCAUAGGUAUAUUACAUUUUUUAAAUGCUCCAAAUCUGUGAUUCUUGACUUACUAUUUAUUUUAAGCCCUCAUAAGUCAGGGAUUCUUUAUUUUGUUUUAAAGCACUUAAUGAGUUACAUGUUGUAAUCAAGUUUGCACAGUAUACUUAUCUAUAUGGGGAACCCUUAAAUGAAUAGCUGAUUUUAAAUAUGCCAUUAAAAUGCAUGAAAUGCCUAUUCAAGCCUUACUAUACUAUCUCUUCAAGGCAAGUAAAUAGACCAUAAGAAAAGAACAGUUAUUAAGCACUGUUGAUGAAAAAUUUCUCCUUGAUGACAUAGGGCAAUACCUGGGGGUGGGGGUGGAAAGAAUCUCGUUCUUUUGCUGAAAAAUUAACAAGUUAAAACUAGGUUUAGUAUGUUUGCAGCUUUUGUAUCAUGUUUUUUUGUUGUUUGUUUUCUUGUUUUGCUUUUUUGUAUCAUGUUUAAUUGUUCAAUUUUGUUGAAAAACUGCAGUUUAGAAAUAGGACAACAAUGUUGACAUCUAGACUGGUCCUGUGGGUAUCAUAUAAUUGUACAAGUAAUUCCAGAAUAUUGAAAAGUCUUCAGUUCUGCCCUCAUUAUAGUAUACUGCUUAAGGAAAUUAAUUAUAGUCCACCAAAUUGUUUAAAGUAAAUUAUUUUAAAAAGUUAUCUGAGAAUUAAAUUAUAUAUUAAUUUUUGGUUUUGAUUUUUAAAUUCCCACUUCCUUAAGCUAUCCGGAUAAUCUUCUGAUUUUCAAAAUAACCAUAGGGAGAUGCCACAUUUCUCUCCUCUUGGAAACUACCAUUUGAGCUAUAAUUGUUAAAAUGAAACAUUUAAGUAUUAUAACUAAUAUAAGGUAUAAAAUUAAGAUAUAGGCAAAUCACAUGUAAAUCAUUCCUAAAGCACAAGAAAAUAAUGUGCCUUGAUGUAUAUAUAUUAUUAAGAUACUUAUUCCAGUUUACUUUAAAAAUGGCUUAAUAGAUAAAGAAUUAAUGUGAUGCCAUGCAUGCGUUAUACUUGCACAUGUAAUAUUUGCAUUUGCAAAUUUCCCAAUGUUUCAAUAGCUGUGUGGCUGACUUCAAUUUUAAGUGAAUUGACAUACAGUCUGUAACUCUAUAAUGGCUGUUUGCUUAUUGUAUCUUUCAGUUAGUAAAAUGUAUUCCAACCUGAUGAAAAUUUGGAAUUGUGUUUUUUAUGUUCCAUCCCCACCAUUGUUAAUAGGUUUAAUUAAUUGUAUAAGGCCAUUAAUGUAUGUCAUAAAUAUGUAAAUAAAAGAUGUUAAAUCUUGUUUAAAAGCAUAA